CUCCAUCCCUUGACUCGUAGUCUCUUCUCCCUUGACUGAGGCAAAGGACUACUUAUCUCUCUUUUCAGCCAUUCCUUUCAUAUAUAUGCCCUUUUGGCCUUUCGUUUCAAAGUUUCCGAAAAACCCUGUUUAUUCAAAGUACAUCAAGUCGAAGUUCAUAGCUAGAGAGUAGUCACAUUUCCAUUUCGUAUUUCCCUGAUAAGCUUUUCGUCACAGCUAAGGGCGUGGAAUGGCAUCGAACAACUCAUCAUGGACCGCGAGGCAGAACAAGCUGUUCGAGGAGGCUCUGGCCUUAUACGACGAGCACAUCCCAGAUCGCUGGCAGAAAGUCGCCCGGGCUGUUGGGAGUUCAGUCGAGGAAGUGAAGAGGCAGUACGAGAUCCUCGAGAAGGAUGUGCGCGAGAUAGAGUCGGGCAAAGUCCCUUUUCCAAACUACCGAUGAACCGAUCAAGAUCAGUGGAAAUGCGGAAUCUUUGGAGGACCAGCCGAAUCAAAGGUGGAGAAUCUUACCAUUUUCUCAAGGCAACGAUGAAAAUGGAAGCUUAUCAAAAUGUAAAUAAUAUCCUCGAACGCGUGGUUUGAACUGUGUGCACUGUGAUGUUGCCCUAAUAUAUGUAUGUCUUUAUAUGUUUCUCCUUC
Molecule: messenger RNA, 639 nt
Organism: Punica granatum (pomegranate)
Lineage: Eukaryota; Viridiplantae; Streptophyta; Magnoliopsida; Myrtales; Lythraceae
Source: RefSeq, a predicted model, not a curated record